CUUUCAAAGUUAUCGUGACGUGAGUACGCCAGAGCUUGUCCGCCAGCCGCAAGCGAAAACGUGUUUAAUACAACAACAAAAUUACACAACGGCAAUAGAUUUACGAAAAAAUAUAUAUAAAGUGCAGCAUAGAUGUGUUUUUAAAGUUAUCAACAAUUGGCGAGACAUUGAAAGUUCUUUGUUAAACUUUCUACGUCGCAGCCGUGCAAAUAUACCAAAAAGGGCAGAGAGAAAAAGCCAACUAGAAUGUAAAGGAAAAAAGUGCUGAGUGUAGCUGAAUUUGAGAAAUAGGCGAAAAGAUAUUUUAAUAAGUGAUAAUUUGAUAACAAAACGCAUUAGCAACACCAGCAAUAAUAACAACUGGAAUAACAUAAAUCAUAUGCGUACUUAAAUUGAAUGGGUAUGCAAAUGGGAGAGUGAAUCUGUGUAAGGGCGUGUGUGUGUGUACGUGUGCGUUUGCAAGUGUGUUUGUGUGCGCGCGCGGCCUGUAAAGAUGCGCGAAAAUGUCAAUUAAUUAACAACAACAGCAGCAACAAAAAUAACACAGGCAACAACCACAAACGGAGGUUAAAAGGUGCGAAUGAAGCGCAAGAAAAAGAAAAAUCAAUAGACAACAGAAUGCAAAAAUGUGUCGAUAUUCUUAUACAAGUAAAAAUCAAAGCAACGACGGCAGCGGCAAAACCUAAAUCAAAGCUAUUAAUAAAUAAUAUCGCUGCCGUUGCUGUUGCUGCUGCUGCUACUGCUGUUCUUGUUGCCUACGCAAAUGAUGCGUUGCAUGUGCGAAAUUGCGUAAUUGUUGGCAUUGAAAAGUUACUAAGGCCAAAACUCAAAGUUUACGUUUAGAACGAGCGCUUAUAGUUCACCACACUCRCUCGCUCGCUGUCACUCCAAUAACUCUACCGCGUUUACUCGCGUGUGCCUGUGUGUGUGUUGUAAAUUCCGGUCGCGUGUGCUCUCUCUCACUAGAUAUCUGUGUGUGAGAGAGGCUGUGCAUAGGCGGCAUGGCAGCCGCAACAGAUGGCUCUGCCAAGGCAGCAGCUGCGGCUGCUGCGUCUACGUCGCUACCAUUGACUGCAAAUGGCAACGGUAAAUCGCCAAAGCUCAAAAUCAAUUCUCCAACGUCAAACGCAGCCGCCUCAACUACGGCGUCCACYUCAUCCGGUCUGCCGGCGUCGGUGUCGCAUUUCUACUACAAGCACGGCUUAUUUUUAUCCAGUUAUCCGACAUGCGCCUCCAGCAUUGCCCUAAUGGCGAUUUUGCUGUCGUGCUAUCCACUCAUGAACAUACCUUUGCCCGGCACUAUACCCACCAAGAUCGUGUUACCUUACGAGGGGCGCUAUACUCCGCUCUUUACCGAAGCGGAUGCAGCCGCCCAAAACCAAAGUGGAGCCAGUGCAGCAUUCAAUGCAAGCAACAGCGGGGGCAACAGUGGCGGGGGAGGCGGAGGCGGCCUGCCCUGGGCGCAGAGCAGUCCGGCCUUCUAUGUGCAACAGAUAACGCUGCGAGCGAGCGUGUUGCCUUGGGCAGAUGAAAUGCAGCUGAUGGAUGCGUUCCGAGCGCCGCUUUCUGAAGUUUUUAAAUUGCUGGAAAUUGUGCGCAAUCAUCAGAGCAGCGAGAAUCAGCGCACAUUGGAGCAAAACUGUCUGCAUGUGGACAAUGUAAAGCGCGGUGCCCAGAGUCAAUUGGAUCAGAUCUUCCCUGAAUAUGGCUGCCUAUUGUUAUCCCCAGCGAAUCUAUGGACCCAGAAUGCCCAGAAUUUUACCAGAGAUACCAAUAUACUAAAUACCAUCUUUCAAUAUCAUAAUUUACAAAAAUCGAAAGUUUCUGCGGCGGAAAUGUUAUUCGGAUUGCCCAUGCAAGAUACGGGCUUCAAGCGGUAUCCUUUGCGAGCCCGCUCUCGCAUCAUACAAUAUGCCCUCACGCUGAUUCUCAAUAAGAACGAUCCAGAGUAUUUGGACACGCUGAAGGAGAAACUAUUGCGCUAUUAUCCACCAUUGAACGUGUCCCAAGCUAUGUCCCCAGAUGAGGAGGGUCCGACCAUCACGUACAUCUUUUAUCCAGGCGAAUUCAAAAUCUGGGAAUUUCUGCCACUAUCCGUGGCGUUUGUCUUAGUAUUCGUCUACGUCUACUUCUCUGUGCGAAAAAUGGAUGUGUUUCGAUCGCGAGUGUUGCUGGCUCUGUGCAGCGUGUUGACCACGUCCGGCAGCCUGGCCAUGUCGUUGGGCCUGUGCUUCUUCUUUGGGCUCACCAUAUCGCUGCAGUCCAAGGACAUAUUUCCAUAUCUGGUUAUAUUAGUGGGCCUGGAGAACAGCCUGGUUAUAACCAAGAGCGUAGUGUCCAUGGAUGGCACGUUCGAUGUGAAAAUCCGCGUAGCUCAAGCCUUGAGCAAGGAGGGAUGGCACAUAUCGAAGACGCUGCUCACAGAGAUCACCAUCCUGACCAUUGGACUGGCCACCUUUGUGCCGGUCAUACAGGAGUUUUGCGUAUUUGCGAUUGUCGGAUUACUUUCGGACUUCAUGCUGCAAAUGCUGCUCUUCUCCACCAUACUGGCCAUGAAUAUUAAGCGGGCGGAAUAUACCACGGAGGCCAAGCACUUGCCGAAGAUGAUGCUCAGCUGCACGCUGGGCAAUGGACAGGCUGGCGGUGGUUCGUUGGCUCGCCAGGAGUUUCGUUUCUUUGGCGCUGCACCGCCGCCGCCGUCGCCCAUGUCGCCCUUUGUGCCGGGCACCUUCCAACGGUCCCAGUCGCAUCCGAAGUUAUGUUUCGCGGAUGCUGGAGACCGUGCGCAGUUGGUCAAUGGACAUGCCACCCAUGCUGCACAGGAGGCACGCAUACCCAAACGCAUCAAGAUUGUUAAUUUCUGGGCACGUACGCGCUUUUUCCAGCGCGCCUUCAUGAUCUGGAUGAUCGUGUGGAUAUGCUCGAUCGUCUACAACUCGGGUUGUCUGGAGCAGCUGUUCAGCAUGCAAAAUAAUGGCUCGAUGAGCACCGCCUACGAGCUGCAGCGGCACUUGCAAGCGACACGUGGCGCUGUCAGCAGCUUCCUGAAAGGUUUUAAGCCAACAGGCGAGCGGUUGGGCAGCACGCCCAGCUACCUGCUGCCAACGACGGAGCAGCCCUUGCACGAUGUCAAUGAGACGGCGGCAGAGCUGCAGCGACUGCGCUAUCCCAACUUUGAGCUGAACUACUUCUUAUCCAACUUUCACUGGUCGACCAUUAUGAAACAGUACAAUGUCUCGCUGAGUGGACAAUAUGUUGCCCUGCUGCCGACCAUACGGUUGACGCAUGCCAUCUCCCCGGAGCUGGCAGCGUUAAUGCGUAAUCCACAGGAGCAACUGCAGCAGAACUUUCAAUGGAAGGCAUUGGCUGCUGCCCUGGAUCCACUGGACUUCAAUGACGACGAUGCCAGACGGGAAUCUCCAACGGUUAUGGCUGGAGGCACACCCCUUGUGCCAAAGAGUCCCAUGGAGAUAUUCUUUGCCGUGCUGCUCUGCUGUAUUAGCAUAUUCGUGCUGUGCUACACAAUGGUCGUGUUCUAUCGCUGCAUAUGCACGCGCAACUAUGCUGAGUGGCGCUCCAGCUGGCACGAGUCGGAGGUGCCCUACAAGGAGACCGAACACAUUCUGGAGGGUGUGCCCACACAAAUCGCUGGCCACAAGCAUCGCAUCGAGUGUUUGGCCUGUGACGGCAACUACAUCAUCAGCUGCUGCUUGAAGGGUCAAAUUCGGGUAUGGGAUGGACGAACUGGCCAGCAGCUGGCUAGCAUUGCGCGCAGCGAUAUGCAGAUCGCGCAUCCGCGACAGGAUGGGCAGACCCUGCUGCGCAAGCUGCCCACGUCGCCCGUCUGGUGCUUGGACUAUUUUGAUAAUCUCAUUGCCGUCGGCUGUGCCAAUGGGCGGGUCGAGCUGUGGGAGGUGCCAGCCGGUGUGCUGAAAUGCGCCUAUCAAGAGGAUGCGAAGCGUAAUCAGGGUAUUACGCACAUCCAUUUGAAUGGGGAUCGUGUUAUCGUGGCACGUCUGAAUGGACGUCUGGAUUUCUAUCGCCUGGAAACAUACUAUAAGGGCAAACAGAUCGAUUGGGGAUUUACUUCCGCCUACAGACGCACACAUGUGCGCACUGGCUCUACGGGCAGCAUCGGACUGAUGAUGCACCAACAGCAGCAUCAGCAGGAUGCAGCGCAGAAGACCACCAAGGAAGAAAUGAAAAUUACCUUAGAGGGCGUGCGCUUGGCACACCAGCAACCAAUUACAUGCAUGCAGGUUGUCAACGACAUGGUCUUCACGGGCAGUCAGGAUCAUACACUAAAGGUGUAUUGCCUGAACAAAUCGGAUAUGGAGUAUACACUGCAUGGACAUUGCGGUCCUGUGACCUGCCUCUUUGUUGAUCGCUGGCAGCCCGGCACGGGGGGCUCGGGCUCACAGGAUGGCCUGCUCUGUGUGUGGGACCUAUUCACGGGCGCCUGCAUGUACAAUAUACAGGCUCAUGAUGGAGCCGUCAGUUGCCUCGCCUGUGCGCCCAGCUAUGUGAUUUCGCUGGGCACUGAUGAGCGGAUUUGUGUUUGGGAACGCUUUCAGGGCAAUUUGCUGACGACCAUCAAAAUCUCGAAUGCUUAUUCGAGCUUGUUGAUGCUGACGCCCUCGUUGCUGGUCACCAGCAAGAUGGGGUCUCUCAUUGUGUGGGAUGUGCGCACGGGUCAGCCGGCGCGUGAGGUUAAGCUAGACUUUGCCAACCUGCAGAUGUGUCCAAAGUUUAUGAUGCUCGCCUGUGACUCCGUGGUCUGUGACUAUGGCAACGAGAUACGCGUUGUUCGCUUUCCCAUUGUGGCGGACAAGUGCCUCUAAGAAAACUAGAACAUGAAUUCGUGAAUUUAAAUUUGUAGCUCUUAACACGUCUCAGUUACCAAUUGCUCUCUGUUUGAUUUAAUCUUAAAACAAAUUGUAAUCUAACUGACGCAUUCAUUAAUUUAAUUUAUAUUCUUAAGGGUAAUCUUUAUCUCUAAUAGUGGCGUUGUGUUUAUUCCUUGAUAUCUAGCUAAAUAACUAGCAUAGCUCUAUUUUUUAAUGUAUGUAUGUACAACUAUUCUACAAAUAUCAUUGAAGG
Messenger RNA from Drosophila arizonae, 5100 nucleotides. It is a transcript of the gene SCAP, whose product is annotated as SREBP cleavage activating protein. Gene Ontology annotation, molecular function: protein binding; sterol binding. Lineage: Eukaryota; Metazoa; Arthropoda; Insecta; Diptera; Drosophilidae. Gene Ontology annotation, cellular component: Golgi membrane; SREBP-SCAP complex; endoplasmic reticulum membrane. Gene Ontology annotation, biological process: SREBP signaling pathway; regulation of cholesterol biosynthetic process. The record is from RefSeq and is a predicted model, not a curated record.